ACCAAAAAGAUGAUCUCACGCUGCACGUAUUAUUCUAAUUCCAUUUCAUUCUCAUCGUCCUUCCUUUCUUUUUCUUCUUCUUCAACCUCUCUAUUUCCUCCUCUUCCUUCUUUCCCUCUCUCCAUCACUUCCAGGUGAAUACCUCACUCAUUAUGAUUAACUAAUCACGCGGUCAAGUAUUGGCCCCCCUCACCUCAAGUUUCACUUAUUUACUAGUUUAUUUUGAUUUUAUUGCUCACAGCAAAAAAAAAAAAAAGAAGGUUCAAAAUGUCGUCAGAUUCUCUGCCUCCUCUCCCUGAAAACCGAAUCGUCGUAGGAUGCGGUGGCGUGGGAUUGGAUUACUUGGCUGCAGUGGCUUCCUAUCCUAAUCCUGACGAUAAAAUCCGAAGUACAAGCUUGAAGUUUCAAGGUGGGGGAAAUGCAGGCAACGCUUUAACUUGCACGGCUCGUUUGGGCUUAAAUCCCAGGAUAAUUUCCAAGAUAGCCGAUGACCCGCAAGGCAAGAGUAUUUUGGAGGAGUUUGGAGCUGAUGGGGUCGAUACUUCUUUUCUAGUGGUUUCUAAGGAGGGUAAUUCACCAUUUACCUAUGUAAUUGUGGACAACCAAACGAAAACUCGAACUUGUAUACACACUCCUGGAUAUCCUCCCUUGAUACCAGAAGAUUUUCCACAAUCAACCAUGUCAGCUGCAUUGGAUAGAGCAAGGAUUGCUUAUUUUGAUGCAAGGUUGCCUGAAACUGCUAUACUUAUUGCACAAGAGGCUGCUUGCAGGAACAUACCUAUUUUACUUGAUGCAGAACGGAAAAGAGAAAGGUUGGAUGAUUUUCUGAAAUUGACCAAUUAUGCUGUAUGCUCAGCAAAAUUUCCUCAGGUGUGGACUGAGGCACCAUCUGUUCCAAGUGCACUUGUUUCCAUGCUUUUGAGAUUGCCAAAUUUAAAAUUUGUCAUCGUAACGUUGGGUGAAAAUGGAUGCAUAAUGCUUGAGAGAAGCAAAAAUGUUUCUGUAGAGGGUGCCGAGUUGGAAGAAGUUGAUGUGGAGAGCUUAUUGGAAUCUCUGAACCAGAGAAAGGAUGAGAGUGUAGCCUACCCAACAUGUGUAUCAUCGUUGGAGAUGAAAUUGAGAGCAGAUGGGAUAGGAACUGUAAGCGGGAGGUUAUUUGUUGGAACAGCUGAGAAGAUUCCACCGUCAGAGCUUAUUGAUACUACUGGCGCUGGGGAUGCAUUUAUUGGGGCAGUUCUUUACGCCAUCUGUGCCAGCAUGCCUUCAGAAAAAAUGUUGCCAUUUGCUGCUCAAGUGGCGGCUCUUGGCUGUAGGGCUCUGGGAGCUCGAACUGGUCUUCCACAUAGGUCAGACCCACGGUUGGCGUCUUAUUUUUAGUAGGAUGAGUGGUUAUUUUAUCAAGCGUAGCUUUUGAUCACUGCAUUGACUAGCCACUCAUAACUCCUUUGGCUGUUGGCUGUGUGAGCACAGCAUGCAAGGAAAUCUACCACAGCUGCCUAAGAAAAAGGUUUUAAUUUAUUUAGCGCUCGUAGUAUCAUUGAAUCUUAUUUGAUAGUUUAUAAUUGCUAAAGUAUUAUAAUAAGUAAAUUAUGGUUGUAAUAGAAAUUCUCAACCUUUGAUUCAUUAUGGUUUUAUGAACAUAAAAGCUAGUUAUUUUUUUAA
Messenger RNA from Mangifera indica (mango), 1662 nucleotides. RefSeq names its product ribokinase-like. The record is from RefSeq and is a predicted model, not a curated record. Lineage: Eukaryota; Viridiplantae; Streptophyta; Magnoliopsida; Sapindales; Anacardiaceae. The transcript has 13 exons. Bases 268 to 1377 code for a protein of 369 amino acids. Gene Ontology annotation, molecular function: kinase activity.